AUGGAAUGUAAGAAAAUAUUCUUUUAAGAUCGUUAAAAAAGUAGAGGGGAAGGGAGGGCGGAAUACUUGUAAGGGAUUUGGGGGCUGGAAGCAAUUUUUCACUUUGUCCAAAUUCGGCCGGCCAGCAAACAAAGCGCGUCCGCUUUCCCCGCGUGUUUCGACUCCGGGCUUCUCAACGCUGUUUCACUUCGAUACUCGUUUCCCCGCCGUCAGAGAUCCUUCCUCAAUUCAUCUAAAUUUCUUAUUUGAUCUCAUAUCUCAAUUUCCCCCAAUUGCCCCCCUUCCUCAUCUUCAACCAGGAUGCUCAAAACCCUAGAAAAAUGCUGCAAAUCUAGGGUUUUAUGCGAUCAGCAUCGACUCGUACACGUGAUCAUCCCUCGUUUCUCUGAGCCUUGUAUCCCCAAUAAGAAUGCCUGCUCUUUUUCAUCUGAUUCAUACAUUGGAGCUCCAAACCCUAACUCUGUCCCUAGUUUGGUCAAAUUGGGCGACGACUCCAGUAAAAACCCUAAUCCAAUCCCCAGCUGCAACUUCGGCGAGGUCAAUGAAUUUGACAACAAAGGCGAAUCGGAAACAGAUACCGAGGCCGAGGACGGCGUUGAUGAAGAUGACUUCAAGGUGUUAGAUUUAUUCAGCAGAAGAACCGAUCCCAAGCGAAAAAGCGAAGCCUUUGUUGAAGAAAGGGACGAAUCGAAGCACCCUUUAGUUAAAGAAACCUGCAGAUUGAUUGGACUUAGUCACAUUUGGACUCCGAAGCUCGAAAGCGAGCUCAAACGCUUACUCAGAAGCCUCAACCCCCAACAGCUCACUGCUGUUAUCCGUUGUCAGUCCGAUGAGAGAGUUGCAGUCAAUUUCUUCUACUGGGCUGAUCGCCAAUGGAGGUAUCGUCAUCCUCCUGAAGUCUACUAUACUAUGCUUGAAGUCCUUAGUAGGACUAAACUUUGUCAGUCAUCGAGGAGAAUUCUAAGAUUGAUGAUUCGAAGAAGAAUUCCUCGGUCCCCUGAAUUAUUUGGGUUCUUGAUGGUUUCUUAUAGCCGAGCUGGUAAGCUUAGGAGUGCAAUGAGAGUGCUGAAUUUGAUGCAGAAAGACGGGUGUGCCCCUGAUUUAUCUAUAUGUAACACUGCGAUCCAUGUGCUUGUGAUGGCCAAUCGAUUGGAGAAGGCUUUGAAAUUUUUGGAUAGGAUGCAGCGGGUUGAGAUUGUACCUAACGUUAUUACGUAUAAUUGUUUGAUAAAAGGUUUUUGUGAUGUUUAUCGGGUUGAAGAUGCAUUGGAGAUGAUAAGAGAGAUGUCGUUUAAAGGUUGUCCUCCCGAUAAAGUUAGCUAUUAUACGGUGAUUAGUUUUUUGUGUAAAGAGAAGAGAGUUGGAGAGGUGAGAGAGUUGUUGGAGAAGAUGGAGAAAGAUGCUAACUUGUUUCGUGAUCAAGUAACAUACAAUACUUUGAUUCAUGUGCUUUCAAAGCACGGGCACGCUGAUGAAGCUCUUGAGUUUCUGACAGAAGCAGAGAAGGAAGGGUUUAGGGUCGAUAAGGUUGGAUAUAGUGCAGUUGUGCAUUCUUAUUGUCGAAAUGGGAGGAUGGACGAGGCAAAGGAUAUUGUCAAUGAGAUGUUUUCAAAGGGUUGUGAUCCCGAUGUUGUGACUUAUGGUGCUGUUGUUAAUGGAUAUUGUCGUAUAGGAAAGAUUGAUCAAGCACGAAAAUUGAUGAAUCACAUGUAUAAAAAUGGGUGUAAGCCUAAUUCAGUUACGUAUACCGCACUUUUGAAUGGAUUGUGUAAAUUUGGUAGCUCAGUGGAGGCUAGAGAUAUGUUGAAUAAAAGCGAAGAGGAGUGGUGGACUCCGAAUGCUAUUACUUACAGUGUGGUUAUGCAUGGGCUUAGGAGAGAGGGGAAGCUAACAGAGGCCUGUGAUUUGGCGAUGCAAAUGAUAAGCAGCGGGUUUUAUCCUACUCCAGUGGAGAUUAAUUUACUGAUUCAGGGACUUUGUAGAGAGAAGAAGGCAGGAGAGGCGAAGAAGUUCAUGGAGGAUUGUCAGAGCAAAGGUUGUGUAAUUAAUGUGGUAAAUUUUACUACCAUAAUUCAUGGAUUUUGCAAAGAGGGCGACUUGGAAUCUGCUCUGUCUUUGCUUGAUGAUAUGUAUUUAAGUAAUAGACAUCCUGAUGUUGUAACUUAUACAGUUAUGGUGGAUGCUUUGGGAAGGAAAGGGAGGCUUGAGGAAGCAACUGCUCUUAUAAAAAAGAUGCUACAAAGAGGAUUUCUUCCUUCUCCUGUUACGUAUAGGACUGUUAUCCAUAGAUAUUGCGAGAAGGGUGCAGUCGAUGAGCUACUUAAGUUGCUAGAGAAAAUGCUGAUCAAGCAGGAAUUUAGGACUGCGUAUAAUCAGGUCAUAGAGAAACUUUGUGCCUUUGGUAAACUUGAUGAAGCCUACAAAGUUUUAGGAAAAGUUUUGAGAACAGCCUCCAGGAUUGACGCUGAGACAUGUUGCAUAUUGAUGGAGAGUUAUUUGAGAAAAGAUAUUCCUCUGCAGUCAUAUAAAGUGGCUUGCCGGAUGUUUCAGAGGAAUCUGCUUCCGGAUAUCAAACUGUGUCAAAAAGUGAGUGAGAAAUUGGUGUUCGAAGGGCUCCAGGAUGAGGCUGGAAGGCUUAUGACCAAGUUUAUUGAGCGGGGUCACCUUUUACCUCAACAUCAAUAGCAGUGCCUUUCAAUUUGUGGAAUUAGAGAAUUAGCUAAGGGGCGCCAUCAUCAGGCCCAGAUACCCAGAAACAUGCAUCUGCAAUUGGGAGGAAGAUAACAAUUAUUGGUACCAAACUAGACAAUUUGGGGAUCCAUUUUGUCAAAGCUUGCAGUGAACAGCCUAAGUACAAGGAGUUCCAAAAAUGGCAAGAUACGCCUGCAGAUUUGAGGUCUAAAGCAGAGCAGAUAGGUUCUGCAUUGGACGUGUCCAAUUUUGCUAAUUGUUUCAGUUAUUUCUGUCAUUGACAAUAGAAUUAACUUUUUUGGUGAAAUUUUAGAAAGACUUGUUUGGACCUAGUAAAAUAUCAGUUGAUGAGAUAAACUGAACCUAAGGUUUGGACAACUGUGGCAUUGCCGGAUUACAACAUCAGAUUAUGAAAGAGCAAGAUCAGAGCCUUGAAGAUCAGGAGCAAAUGGUCCAUAGCGUGCGACAUAUUGCCUCGACAAUUAAUGAAGUCUUGAACCUUCACGAUAAACUGCUAGAUAGCUUGGACCAACAUGUGGAUGGACAACCUCGAGGCUUCAUGUAGGUUCAGUCCCUUCUUAUUUGCUAGUACAGUAUCCAAAUUUUCUAUGGUAAAAAAUUAAAUGUAUAACAACGCUCUAUGGUUGCAAAUCUAUCCUUUGAAUUUAUUACAUGCCAUAGAGGCCUUUGUAAGAAUGUACUUUAAUCUGAAGCCUUCACUGAACUAAUUGAGAAUAAAAGUGAAAUUCGGAGUUAAA
This is a messenger RNA of Asparagus officinalis (garden asparagus), 3449 nucleotides long. RefSeq names its product pentatricopeptide repeat-containing protein At5g16640, mitochondrial. Lineage: Eukaryota; Viridiplantae; Streptophyta; Magnoliopsida; Asparagales; Asparagaceae. Gene Ontology annotation, molecular function: protein binding. The coding region runs from base 301 to 2685 and encodes 794 amino acids. The record is from RefSeq and is a predicted model, not a curated record. The transcript has 5 exons.